GAUUGUCACAGUUUUAUGAGUUUGAGGGUCAAAAUUGGGCUGCAAGUCUUGAUUACGUUACAAAACGCAUCAAUGAAGCGUGGAGGAAUUACAAGAGAAGAUUGACUGCAAAAUAUAUUACAAACAAGGAUCCUAUUGCUGUAAGAGAUGGUCCUGCCCCCCCAGGUAUCCCUAUGGAGGAUUGGAGGGCCUUCGUGGAUCAACGUACCACCGAGGAAUUCAAGAGGAUAAGCGCAAGGAAUAAAGUCAAUCGGGCCAAGCUAAAAGGACCUGCGUGUCUUGGGAGGCACAGCAUGGCUGUUACUCGCCAUAAGAUGGCGAUGGAGAAGAAUCUUACCUCUGAUGUCGAGAUAGGUAGAUGUGAAGUCUUCUUAAGAGCCCAUACAAGAAAGGACAAAGUUGUCCAAUAUCCUGACCUUGCUGAAAAACUAGAUGAGCUCUAUAGUAGCAAUCCUGCUUCUAGGAUGACCGGCAUGGAUGAUGCCCUUACAGAGUUGGUUGGUUCUGACAAUAGAGGGCGAAUGCGGGGUCUAGGUUGCUCAAUAAGCAAGGUAGGACUGAAGAAGUCAGCCCCUGCUCGUUCAAAGGUAGAGAAUGUGACAAAAGAAAAAGAGAGCGUAACUCAAGAGUUAUCUCAGGUGAAGAAAAAAUUGGAUGGUAUGACUCAAGAUAUAGUUGAGAUGAAGAAAACAUUGGUUGAUAUGCAGAAAGAUAGACAGUAUACUCAAAAUCUCUCAUCACCAACAGUCGCUAAAUCUACUCAGGCGUCGUCGCCGGAUAUUAUAUAUAUCGGUAAGAGAUGCGACUUGCUUGGUUUUGGAAAACGUGGUGUAGUUGCUCGUGGUGAAGUACACGAAGUUAAUCCAAAUGCAACUGUCCAUUGCGAGCCGUUGGAGGAUGGAGCUUUUGUUGUUGUCCUGACUGAGGUUAUACAACCUCACGCUCCUUUGUGGAAAGAAGAUGGGUUCGCAUCUACACUUGGAGAGGCCGGUCCAGGAUCAUUUGUGCAAUGGGGGAAAGAGGCUUUGAGAAUUCAAUAAUUUGAACAAAUUUGGUACUGUAUAAUUGAACAUGUGUU
Molecule: messenger RNA, 1078 nt
Organism: Magnolia sinica
Lineage: Eukaryota; Viridiplantae; Streptophyta; Magnoliopsida; Magnoliales; Magnoliaceae
Exons: 5
Coding region: 174-1040 (288 amino acids)
Source: RefSeq, a predicted model, not a curated record